Pipra filicauda (Wire-tailed manakin) is the source of this 1488-nucleotide messenger RNA. It is a transcript of the gene AIRIM, whose product is annotated as chromosome unknown C1orf109 homolog. Gene Ontology annotation, cellular component: nucleus; cytoplasm. The record is from RefSeq and is a predicted model, not a curated record. NCBI's taxonomy places the organism in Eukaryota, Metazoa, Chordata, Aves, Passeriformes, Pipridae. The transcript is spliced from 3 exons. The coding region runs from base 2 to 694 and encodes 230 amino acids.
GAUGGCGGCGGUGGCGGCUGCGCUCCGGGGCUGGGCGGCGGCGGCGGCGCGGGCGGACGCGGCGGGACGAGCGGCCCUGUCCGCCUGGGCCCCGCUGCUGGGCGCGCUGGGCGCGCUGGCAGCGCAGAUGCGGGCGGCGCGGCGGCUGCCGUGGGACGCGGCGCCGCUCGGCGCCUUCCCGGAGCUGCGGGCGCGGCUGUGGCGGAAGCAGCGCGGCGCGGCCGAGGCGCUGCUGGAGCAGCUCGGCGGGCGGCGGGCGGAGCUCCGGGAGGUGCGGGACGCCGCGGGCGCCGCCGCGGGCGCCGUGCUGCGGGUGUACGAGGAGCGGGCGGCCGAGCUGGGGCCGGAGGGGGCCCUGCGGCGCGGGCCGCGCUGCCCCUCGCUGGCCGACGUGCUGGAGGGGCUGCAGGACGUGGAGCGCUACUACCGGCACCUGUAUCCUGCUGAGGGGGCUCUGGGCAACGCCGGGGGGGUGCUCUCUCGUUGUUGUCCUUACCGGGCACGAAGGUACCUGGACAGCAAACUGCUCCUGCAGCGCCUCAGCUGUGACAGCCUGGCAGACAUGGAAGCCCUCCUGCAGUCCUGGGAGAGGAUUUUGGAGCACCACAAGGAAGACAUUGUUCAAGAUACACUCCUGAAGGUCUCGCUGUUUGUGGAGAACCAUCAAGAGCUGCUCUGCUCACCUAUCUCCUGACAGAGCAGCAGGGACUGACACUGACCAGCUUCUGCCAGCCUGGUGUGUUCUGGAAUGCUGCAAAGGGGACGAGGAAUUGAAGGAGCUCUACUGGUGCUUUCUGGAAGCAGAAUGACUUGAUUCUUGGCCUCAGCAGGAAAUGCUUGGACUGUCCUGUUUUCAAGUUGAAAUGGACUUGGUGUCCGAAGAAGAGGCUGAGCUGAACAAACCAUGAGGAUAGAAGGGAGUUACUUCCAGCUGUGGAACUUUCCUUUUGUUCUCCUGCGGCAGAUGUUUUGUAUCACGGAAAAAAUGCUGAGACUUACUGACAUGAGGUGCUGCAGAUGCACAAGUGUAACACAGAUUCCCUCAGGCUGAUGCCAUGUAAGAAAGAUGUUUGAGUUCUGUCCUUACAAAUAAAGAAAAGCUCUCAGAUCAGGGCUUACAAACACUGGGCACCAUGUGCCUCUGAGCAGUAUGUUUGUGUUCAUCCCACUUGGGCAUGGAGGAGGAGGGAGCAAAUCUGGCUUGAAAAUGUAAUUGUGGAGGUGCACGGAUGCCUGAGUUCUGACACGGGCAGUUUUCAAGGGUGUCAGAGUACACUACUCUGAUACAUCUGCCAGGGCCCACUGAAAUCAGUCUUAAAACUUCAUUGUCUGGUGGCAGCAGCUGCUGACACUGUAGGGACAUCUUUUGUUGACCGUAGCACUGAUCCUCUCAUUCCCGGGAAGCCGUGGGAUGUUUCUCUCUAAAUAACGUAUUUGGUAAGAAACAGGAGUUUCUCCUGCAAAGGCAAUAAAGAAUUGCGUUGGACA